GCUUGGGCCGUCGCGCCCUGAUGACAUCACGCCAUGGCUGCUCUGCGCCGCCGCGAGUAGAGGCCCCGUUCCCGUGCCGCGCCGCGCCGCCGCCGCCGCUUCCCCCCCCCCUCCCCAACCGCAACCCCGGGCCCAUUCCCCGCGUGUCCGCCCGGCCCUCAGCCAGCACCCGCCGCCGCCCCGCGCAGGAGAGAGCUGCACGGCCUGGGGGGCACAGCAGAGGGACCUCAGCCUGGCCCUGUGAGACUAUUGGGUACUGAUGGACGUUUCCAACAGCCCUGAGCGAAACCCCUGCUCUCCUGAAGAAGAGGACCAGCAGCUUUCUGAUGAGGAAGUCCUGAAGGAAUGUUGUUCAGACCGGGAACUUGAUGGAGAGGGUGGGCAAGGCAGCAUUAUGGGAGAGGAGGAGGAUGCAGCCAGGGGACUGGGCCCUGGUGAAGAGGAGAACCGCUCAGAUGAAGAGGACCGCUUAAGUGAACCUAAGUCUCACGAGUCUGACAACAACGAGCAGAGUGGGGAGCUGAAGAGCCCUCCACCUCGCAAAGUUGAGGAGGAAGAUCAGACAAAUGACCUUGGUGACGAAGCAUCCUCUGUCACCCGUGAACUAGAUGAGCAUGAGUUGGACUAUGAUGAGGAAGUUCCCGAGGAACCGAGUGCUGCUGCUGCAGAGGAGGAUGGUGAGAAAGCUGCUGGUGAGGAUGAUGAGGAAGAGGAGAAAGGAGAUGAUGCUCAUGAAGAUGAGAAAAAAUCCAGCAGCAAAAGUGAUGAUGAAAAGGACGGCCAGGAUCCCCUCAAGGAGAAGAAGAAAGAAGAAGAUGAUGGAGAAAUUGAUGAUGGAGAAAUUGAUGAUGAUGACUUGGAGGAAGGAGAAGUUAAAGACCCCAGCGACAGAAAAGUGAGGCCACGUCCCACCUGCCGAUUCUUCAUGAAAGGACACUGUACCUGGGGCAUGAACUGUCGAUUUAUUCACCCUGGUGUGAAUGACAAAGGAAACUACUCCUUGAUCUCCAAGCCUGAGCCCUUCUCCCCAAAUGGCGCUCCUCCCAUCGGCCCUCACCCACUGAUGCCAGCCAACCCUUGGGGAGGACCAGUCGUUGAUGAAAUCUUACCUCCGCCCCCUCCAGACCCUCCAACAGAAAGUGCCUGGGAGAGAGGACUCCGGCAUGCUAAAGAGGUAUUAAAAAAGGCAACUAUGAGAAAAGAGCAGGAGCCUGACUUUGAGGAGAAGAGGUUCACUGUGACUAUUGGAGAAGACGAACGUGAAUUUGACAAAGAAAACGAGUUCUUCCGUGACUGGAAUUACCGCAUCACCAGAGACGUCAGAGAUCCAGCGGAGGUGGACAUCAAAGAAAACAUUAACUAUGGGCUUGAUCCCUAUACAGAUCCCUAUUAUGACUAUGAAAUAGAACGGUUCUGGCGUGGUGGGCAGUAUGAGAAUUUCAGGGUUCAGUAUACAGACCCAGAUCCAUACCGUAACUACAGAGUAAGUAAGGAAAGAGAGCGAGAACGGGAACGGGAAAGAGAGAACAGACAACGAGAAAGGGAACGCGAGAGGGAGCGGGAACGGGAACGGGAGCGGCGCCAGCGCGAGCGAGAACGGGAAAGGGAACGCGAGCGCGACAAGGAGCGCCAGCGGCGGAAAGAAGAGUGGGAACGGGAGCGAGAACGGGUGAAGAGAGAUGAAAAAGACAGGCAGCACAGGGACCGGGACAGAGAACGGGACCGGGACAGGGACAGGGAACGGGAAAAGGAGAAAGAAAAGACCAAGCCCCGGUCCCCGCUGCUACCAAGCCGUCAACCUGAGCCACCAAAGAAGGAGAAGGAGGCAACCACAGUUACCACCACUCAGUCCAAGAGAGCAGAUGAAUGGAAGGACCCCUGGCGCCGAUCAAAGUCUCCCAAAAAGAAGCUCGGUGUGUCCAUGUCUCCCAGCCGUGCACGCAGGCGCCGAAAAACCUCUGCUUCUUCAGGAUCUGCUUCUGGCUCCUCAAGGUCCUCUUCUCGUUCAUCCACCUAUUCUGGUUCAGGUUCCUCACGGUCUCGUUCCAGAUCAUCUUCUUACAGCUCUUACUCUAGUCGCUCUUCAAGACACAGCUCUUUCUCAGGCAGCAGGUCCAGAUCACGGUCCUUCUCAUCUUCACCCUCUCCUUCUCCAACACCAUCUCCACACAAGCCACUUGGGAAGGCUAAAGGGGAGUUAUUACCACCUGCUGGGAAAGGUGAAAAAUCUGUGAAGAAACUAGCUGCCCUUCCAGUCCCUCAGCCACUCACUAAAAUUACAACAGCUGCACCUGAGCCAGCCAAACCAGGGGAUAAUCGAGAGGCAAGAAGGAAGGAACGUCAGACCAGGACUCCACCCAGGAGGCGGACCAUCAGCGGCAGCAUCAGUGGCAGUGCCAGCAGCUACAGCGGUUCCAGUUCCCGGUCUAGGUCCUUGUCUCGGUCUCUCUCCAGAUCUCAUUCCAGAUCAUCAUCUGCCUCAGUCUCCCACUCUCUGUCUGGGUCCAGGAAGUCCAGGUCCCUGAGCGUGAGCAGCGUUUCUUCUGUCUCUAGUGCCUCCUCCAGCAGCAGCUCCGUACGCAGCGCCGACUCCGAAGACAUGUACGCAGAUUUGGCCAGUCCUGUUUCCUCAGCCAGCUCCCGAUCCCCAACCCCAGCACAGCAGAAGAAAGGAAAGUCAAAAAAAGAAGAUAGCGCUAAAGAGGAGAAGCGGAAACGGGAUGUGCCCGGCCAGCUCCUGAAAUCAGCCAAGCCCACCCAGGGGAGCAAAUCGCAGCAGCUCCCCCAGACCCAGCCGCCGUCAGCCCCCCAGUCUCAACAGGGGGGCUUCAGCGCUCACAAAGAGAUCAAACUGACUCUCUUGAAUAAGGCAGCUGACAAAGGAAGCAGGAAGAGAUACGAGCCAACAGACAAAGACAGGCCGACCUCUCCUCCAGCCAAACGGGCGAACCUGUCGCCUGACAGAGGCUCUCGUGACAGGAAGGCAACUGGGAGACUCUCUUCACCGAAGCAAGAACGACAGAGGGGCCAGAACACAAAACCUUCUCCUGCACAGGCAGACAGGAAGCGCCAGCUCUCACCUCAGUCCAAGGGCUCCAGCAAAGUCACGAGUGUACCAGGCAAAGCCUCGGAGCCGGGCCCCACGGGUGCCAAAGCGGGCAAAUCCAGCACCCUAUCCCGACGGGAGGAGCUCCUGAAGCAGCUCAAGGCGGUGGAAGAUGCCAUCGCUCGCAAGCGGGCCAAAAUCCCAGGGAAAGUAUAGUGGGAAGUGCCCCCGAGUGACUGUCGAUCUUUUUAUAAAAAGAGUGUCAAAGCAGCCACUUUGGGAUUUUGCAGUUCUGUCUUAUUUUGGCUGCGAUUCUUUUUAGGAAAAACCAACCAACCCCACACAAAAAAAACCCCAAAACCACGAAAACCAGAUUGAAGUUUUGUCAGCUGAGAGACGCCCGCUCCAGGAGAUGCCCCAUGUAAAUUAUGCACAGAGGACUCCAGCCCCCCCCCCAGCCCCACGUCGGAUGCUCUCACUAUUUCCUCUGUUUCUGCCCUCUCUCCUCUUUGCUAGCCUUGAGUUGUAUUCUCCUAGUUAGCCCUGCUGUGUGUUGAGUGUCUUCAG
Messenger RNA from Strigops habroptila (Kakapo), 3613 nucleotides. It is a transcript of the gene ZC3H18, whose product is annotated as zinc finger CCCH-type containing 18. The record is from RefSeq and is a predicted model, not a curated record. The coding region runs from base 260 to 3262 and encodes 1000 amino acids. Gene Ontology annotation, molecular function: metal ion binding. Lineage: Eukaryota; Metazoa; Chordata; Aves; Psittaciformes; Psittacidae. The transcript has 20 exons.